Radiomyces spectabilis is the source of this 303-nucleotide messenger RNA. RefSeq lists its product as uncharacterized. The coding region runs from base 1 to 303 and encodes 100 amino acids. The transcript is spliced from 3 exons. NCBI's taxonomy places the organism in Eukaryota, Fungi, Mucoromycota, Mucoromycetes, Mucorales, Radiomycetaceae. The record is from RefSeq and is a predicted model, not a curated record.
AUGAAGCAGAAAGAUGAACUGCUCACACAGUUAUCUGCGGAAGGAAAUACUCAAGAUAUGCUGGCGUACAUUACGAAUACAGAAAAAAUUUGCUUGGUAGCAUUGGACUACGCCGGCUUAUCAACCAACUGCAAUGACUUGUACGGCUUCUUGACACAACAUCCAAACCUUGAAAAAGUCAUGAUCAACACCAUGCCAACCGAGAGCGUCAUUCAUGUCUAUGAACGAAAUCGGCUAUUGAAUGAGCCAGAAAUGUUAAAAAAAUUUGAAUGCAGGAAGAAGCCAUAUCAACGAUCAAAGUAG